AUGCUCGCGUUCGCCAAUGCCGAUGGUCGCGUUCCGUGCGGUCUGAUGAGCGGAACUCCAAUACAUUCGUACGACGAGAUCCCGUUCAUCGUUGCCCUCUUCGUCGUUCGGAAUCAAAGCCAGUCCCAUAUGGAGGUGGCCCAUUGCGGUGGAACGUUGAUAGCCACCGAUUGGGUAAUAACGGCGGCACAUUGCAUCACCCCACUCUCCGUAGUGGAUCCGUCCAAGGCGAGGGUCUGUCACAACAUCCUUGAUCCGACCAUCGACAAGUGCAAGUCUUAUGGGAAAUUCGUCGCGGUGCAUCCGCAAUACAAGGAACGUCAACUUUUCGCCAACGAUCUUGCGAUGAUCAAGAUUUCGCCGAUAGAAACGCCCGUCGCGAAGCUACCGUUACUCAUCGCCGGCAGUUCUCUGCGCGGAAAAUACAUGACAUUUACCGGAUGGGGCAACAGCACGUUGAUAACGAAGACGGAACUGUUGAUAGGAAAUCAGUGUCAUAAUGAUUUAUCGUUAUGCACUUCGAGCGACGAGAACAAAGGGAUCAUCUGCAGGGGUGACUCUGGCGGUGGACUCUUCUACAAGAAGAACACUCUUGUCGGAGUCGCUUCCUUAGGUCAUUCGACGUGCAUCGACGUGAACGCGAUGACCAAUUUCGUGGUUUUCGUCUCUGUUGAUAAGUAUUUGAUGUGG
Messenger RNA from Nicrophorus vespilloides, 690 nucleotides. Its product is annotated as granzyme M. The annotation marks the transcript as partial. The record is from RefSeq and is a predicted model, not a curated record. The transcript has a single exon. Gene Ontology annotation, molecular function: serine-type endopeptidase activity. Gene Ontology annotation, biological process: proteolysis. NCBI's taxonomy places the organism in Eukaryota, Metazoa, Arthropoda, Insecta, Coleoptera, Silphidae.